CAAAACAGAAAACUAAGGGUGUCUUAAUGUUUGUGCGCGGUAACAGGGUAGCCCUUAACCAAUCAAUGACGAGCCGAGAAUCCUGCACUUGUCUUGUGUGAACAAGCUGCAGUUGGGCAAUAUUGUGCCUGAAGCAGUAUUGAUAGACUUCAGAGGAAGUUGCCGAUUACGAUUGCGGAGGUUGAGGUGAAGACCUUACAGUGUCUCUGUGAAUGAAGGUGCAGUAGUUCUACGACUUUCUUACUGACUGUGAAACUCCAGAUGGGUGGUAGCAGAAGUGGUGUUCAUGUGGCCAUACUCCAUGGGAUUUGUGCGUUCAGUGAUCUGAACAUCGUUUCUAACCUACUGUUACGCGGACACAUCCUUGGACACAGUACGGUAGUGUGACUGCUGGUUAUUCGGGGCUCUUGGGUUUGAUUCCAGUAUGGGCUCCCCUCCGGGUCCAGUCUGCACAUUCCCUCUCCAUGUCCACAUUGGGUUUUCAUCAAUACCCAUUUCCUCCCACCUUCCGAAGACAGGCUGAUGAGGUCACGAGGUGUCUGCAAGCCCUGCCUCCAUGUGGGUCUACCUGGUGAUGGCCUAGAAUGGGUUUUAAGCUGUAGUCCCAUAUUGCACCCUGGGCUCCCAGGACAAAUCCCGGGUUGCAUCAGCCACGUUUUCUGGUAAUGGACGGAUAGAUAGAUAAAUCCAUCCCCUGUGUCCUGUUCUCAGCUGCGGGGAGGUGAACGUUUGACCAUUAAAUGCCAACCAAGCAUCAUCCUCCAUGUCUUCAGAGUUCACUAGGGGUCAGAGGUAAGCGGGAUUCAGCGCCAUCGAUUCGUGAGCGAGCAGGCCGUCGCUGGGACUGAAUUAGGGACGCGUGUGUACCGCAGGAAUGGCGAAUAUUUCUAGCGGGCAUUAUUCUAUCGUUCCCCCUGAAUUCUUGAUUGAAGUGCCAGUUUUAAUUGAGGUUGUGAUGGCAUCGAGCGUAUAUUUAAAAAGCCUUGGUGCUACUUUGUGGGUUCUCUCUAUCCAUGCAUGCUCCUAUUCCUCCUGUCAGGUUUGCACUCGUGGAAUAUUACUGGGAGGCAUCAGAGUGGAAAUGUAACUGUUCCUGGUUGUCUUUCCACGCUAUCUGAGGUGUGCGGCACAGGUUGCAGCGAUAAAGGAAUUACUUUGUGAUUCUAAGCGUCUCCAUCUCCUGCUGUUCUUGCAUCCCUUCAGGACGCCAGGUGCGAUAUCACAGUGCUGGCACAUGACCCGCACGAGGAGAGUAAGAGAAUUCCCUCUCUCUGCCACUGACAGGUUUUUGGUGCUAGGAGUCAGAUGCUGUUCACGCGUGUCAGCUCUGUUGUACAAAGUGACAUGCAGUAUGGUGAUUGUGGAGGGGGAGAAACUGUGUGGAUUCCUGCAGGAGAGACGGCAGAAAACGAGGAACAAAUCUUUUAUGACAUCAAAGACUCGCAUCAUCGGCAGACUGGCAGCUGCAGUGGAGCCUGCCAGGAAAGUGCUCUUCAGUCCCCAGAACCCUCGCAGUGUCAACACGGCCACAUAACCUGCUUAUCUGGGAAUGGGCAUGCCUGUGGUCACGGAGCAGCGGAAUGCUCUGGAGCGUCUGGAGGACUAUUCCGAGCCUUAGUGUUUCCCACUGGGAGCUGGGAGAUCUCUAGCACAAGAUUUCUAACGCAAAUUAGCCUGCUUCAUCUGCCAGCAUAUCCACCGCGUUUCCUGUUUGGAAAGCCCUUUGAUGGUGGGAAGCGCAUGGAGACGGGCGGCCAGCAUCCUGGCCUGCAGCGGCUGCAGGAGGUCCAGCGGGAGGUGCAGGGCCUGGGCAAGCAGGUGGGCUCCUUCAGCGGCCUGCAGAGCGACCGCGAGUACCGGCGGCUGGAGCGCGAGCUGACCCGCCAGCUGCUGGAGGUGGACGCGGUGGACACGGAGGGCAAGGCCGAGGUCCAGCAGGCCCGGAAGCGGGCGGCCCAGGAGGUGGAGGGGCUGCUCCGGCUCCUGGAGGAGAACUCGGCCCACCCCUCCCGCCUGGCCAUCGAGGGGCUGAGCCAGGAGGCCCAGCGGCUGGUGGAGGCCGGGGUGCUGGAGCCCCAGAGGGCGGGCGCCGGGGAGAUCAGCGACGAGCUGGUGGAGAGCCUGCAGGACCUGGUCCUGCGGCUGACCCAGGUGAAGACGGGCGGGAGGGUGCCCCUGCGCAAGGCCCGGUACCGGGCGCUGACCCGCGUGUGCGCCGUGCAGGACGUGAUCGAGGGGCGCACCCGCCGGCAGACCCUGCCCCUGCCGCUGUCCGAGGACACCCACGCGGCCGUGCAGAGGAUCAACAUGGUGAUGGCCAGGGUGAGCCAGGCGCGCAGCGAGCUCAUCGCCCUGCUGAUGGGCCUGGGCGACGGGGACAGCUGCGCGCACCUCGCCCGCGUGCUCACCGAGCUCCUGGUGGAGCUGGACGCCCUGGACGUGUCGGGCAACGCCGCCGUGAGGAACUACCGCAAGCAGGUGGUGGAGGAGAUCCACGGGCUCCUGAAGCACCUGGACCUGGAGGGAGAAGGGGACGACACGUGCAGGUACGACCUGGCCCAGAACGACUCGAUCCAGCAGAUCGAGGUGCUGCGCGGCCGCGUGGCUCAGCUGCGCCGGCAGCUGAUCAGCCAGGACAGCCCCGGGGAGCUCGGCUUCAAACCCAAGGCGGAGCUGCAGGGGUUCCUGACGCAACUGGACGAGGUCAGCACGGCGCGCAACCCCUGCAUCCGCGAGGCGCGCCGCCGCGCCGUGCUGGAGGUGCAGGCCGUCAUCACCUACAUCGACCUGCGGGAGGCGCUGGUGAGGCGGCUGCCCACCGCCGAGGAGCACCCCUCGCAACGCGCCGUGUGGCAGGUGCUGGCCAGCCUCUCCGAGCUGCAGGGGCAGGUGCUCAGCUUCGACGGCAAGCGAGCCGACAAGAGCUACAUGGUGCUGGAGGAGAUGCUGACCAAGCAGCUGCUGGCCCUGGACGCGGUGGACCCGCAGGGGGACGAGAUGUCGAAGGUCGCCCGCAAGCAGGCCGUGAAGUUCGCCCAGAACAUCCUCGGCUACCUGGACAUGAAGACGGACGAAUGGGAGUACUGACCGCGGCCACUUGCGGUGGUCUGUCUCUCUCGUUUGGUUCGCAGUCCUCUCUCCCCUCAUCUUCAUAUCGCAAAGAGAUGGAUCAGGCUGCAGGAGGACAUGACGGAACUAACUGGUUUGUGGCUGGGGAUGGUAACAUGAUGAUGACGUCUUUGUUGCUGUUACAAGAUUCAGGGGAAACAUCUGGCUCUGGAAAGAGGCUGUUUUUUUUUUUAUUCCAACUUUACAGACAUGAAUACAAGCAAAUUGUUCCUCUGCGUUAAGAGUUCCAUAAAUCUCCAGUCCGUUCCGAAAGACUGCGUUUUUUAAUUGUGGCGUUAGUGUGGUGCUCUAACCCAUGAACAGAAGUGUGACGUGGAGCUUCUAAGCGUUUCUCUUUCUGUCUGUCUGUUUGGUCAAAAAAAAAAAAGUCGUCGUGAGAUAUACAAUUGUGAUCUGGUGUAAAACUGUUAGAAAAAACACAAAGAGGGGAAAGAGGAGGAAUUCCAUAUCUUCAGAACCUUUACAGGGAAAGCAUCUCAGUUUUGGGGGGAAACAAAUCAGUUCUCCAGCAGAGAAGAGUUAGUUGCUAGUAGCUCUCUGUCUGUUGUUUUAGUUGUACUGGUAGUGAACUUCCCUUUAGUUCAUCAGCAGCUCUGCCAGACUGCCAGCACAUCUCGCCAGUAGCCUGCAGACAAGCCAGCAGAUUAUGGGGUCUCCGAAGACAUGCUCUGAGAUCUAAUCUACAUCCUGUUACCUGAAGGCACAGCAGACUCUAGCAGAACUCUAGCAGAGCCGUUCAAGGUGAAUGGAAAUUGACUUCCACUUCUUACAGCUUCACAGCCCAAGAGGAGGAGAGGUGAGGGUCAUUGUUAGAUCUCCAACUUGUGUCUUUACUUCACAGGUGAUGUCUCAAGAUAUGGGUGACUAUAACCUCUGUAAGUAAUCACCUUCGGAGAAGAGCCGAAGACAUGUUAAUUCAUCUUGAAUUUUUUUCUUAUGCUUAGUUUAGUCAUUACUACAGAGAACUAUUGACCAAUUCAUUUACUAAGCAUCUAGACCGCUUUAGUUCUUAAAGCUACUUUAAUUACAUUGUUUUGUACAUGAUAUUUCACAGCAAGAUUCAGCAGCUCACUCACUGAGUCCUAGUUUCUGCUGACUGAUUCACGAUUUGUAUAAAUCGUGAUUCAGUCAGAAGGAACAAGGAAUUGAUGAUCAGUCAAUCGUGAACAUUUUAGAUUUAAAAACAUCUCCUUUUGCAUUAGCCAAAAAAGGAGUUUUCUUGUUCAAGAAAAGAAAAGGGUGUAAAAAAGUGAGUGAAGUGAAAUCCGUCCCUAGCAGAGCUUGGUUGAAUCCAAGCUCUCCUGGGGACUGGUAUUUUCUGUUGAUAUUUUUUUACUUUUGUUUGUGAUGUUUGUGGCUAACAUGAAAGUCUCCAUUGGGUGUAACUCGGAAAUAACUAAAAUGAAGGACUUCCCUGUUAUUGACUAAUUCAUCGCUUUUUUUUUCUGUUGUGUCAUUUCAUGGAAGCAAUUCGCUGAAGUUUAUAUUUUCAUUUUUGAAAAAACAAGACUAUAACCAGGGUUCGUCUGUUGCCAUAGUCACUGAUGUUUUGUGGCUGUGGGGUACGGUGUUUGGGACUGCUGCCAUGUCAGAGAGUGAUUGACACAAGAUUUCAGAUAUUCAUUGUAUCGACAGACUAUGAAUGGGUUUUAUAAAAAAUGCCCAGUUCUGUGCCUUUCUUUCUGCCCAUGCUUCUGAUGGCUCUUUCGCUGCUUGUCGAGUAAGCACAGUAUAAUCCACUGUGGCAGGGAGGCUGAGUGGAUAUUAAGUGUCCUCACUUUAAUGCACAGAGAGGGAGGGAACUGUCCUUUGAAUUAUUUAACACAAGCACAAGACAGAGAAGCAGUAAGAGGGAAACAGGACUCCAUAUCUGACGCUAUGCUUUCUGGACAGGAAGCAUUGUAUGUUGUAUAGAGAAACUCUGGGCUCUGCACCUGUUGCUGGAAUCAUGCACCAUUUUUGUGUGGAUUCUGCACCGAUGGUCAUCAGGGGAAUGACUGGGCACAAGCUAAAGGAAGCGCACCUCCCAGUGAAGGCCAGCUGUGCAGCGGUCAGCCGCAUCUCGCUGCUUAGCUCUAGACAUACCCUGUGAACCUGCACACGCUCGGGCAGGCCGAGGUGGCCUUCAGUUUUCACUGCAUGCAAGGCUGCUGCUUUUCUCUUCCCAGAGUUAAUGAGCUAGCUCCGAGGACAGCAGGCUUGCAGAGCCCCCCAGAGGCUUCAUUACCUGUGCGGCUCCACACACACAUUAUGGUGGUCCUUUUUUAAACUGAUGAACCUGUGAAAGACACCAACAUGUCCGUAUGGUCCCUGCAGGGAGAGAGCUAGGUUUACCCAGUCUAUCUUCUGCUGUGAUGGGAGGCUAGCAGAGCUGUUCCUACAGGCUGGAACUCGAUCGAUUCGGGGGGGGGGGGUUUCCCCAUCUUGUGCAGCAACAGCUUUUUCUAUAGAUCUGCAAGUUCCAGUAUUGGCACAAGUUGUGUGUAUUUGGUUACUGUGGCUUUAAUUCUAUCAGCUAGGAUGAAUCAGUGUUCUAUAAGCUCCAAAAUAUGUUAUCGCCAAAAAAAAAAAUGCAUCAUUUGAUGAUUCAUUUUAAGUGCUGUCUCAGCUUUAUCUCUUGUCGUCUCUUGUUGGGUGGGAGCUAAUGUUUUCGUCUGCAGCUGGACCUCUGUGGUUUCCUGUAGGAGUACAUGGUGCUGUUCAGAAACCCGACUGAAAAACAACGGUACACGACAAGAUGUGCACGAUUGCUAAUCUUAACAAACCUGCUAUUGUAUUUAUAUACAGCACCUUUAACUCUGCAUGCAGAUUCGGUUGUGGAUUCCUUAGUAGUUGUUUUUUUUAUUAUUAUUAUUAUUAAUAAUGGAUUUGCCCGCUCAUGAGAGUACAAUGGGGGUUGCUGUGGAGUGGGGGAGUUCUGUGGGGAUUUAUAUCCGCAGGAUUAGAUCGACAUCUGUCAUGAUGACAACUCGUCCCUGAUUAUUUCAAGCCUCUGCCUUUCUUCUAAUUAUAGUGCAGAUUCUGAGGGUUGUUUCAUCAUGUCUGGGUGACAUGUGGACACGGUAUAAGCACCACAAUCACCCCCUCCCCCCUCCCCCAGUCCCUGAACAACGAAGAGCCGGGAAACUUUUGUGAAUGUCAGUAUGGAGGCAUCGCUUCUCCUGGGUGGCGGUCGUUCACAUUGGCCACAGUGAGGCGAGGUUACUGUAGACGGGGGGCCGAGACGGGUAGGUGACUAUCCAGCAGGCAGGGACUGAGAAACCCCAAGCUCGAGUAGUAAUUGGCACCGACAGCUUAGUUUGAACUCUCCCGCCUUCGAGUGCCGCCACCGCCCUCUGGGGAUAAGAAAAAAAAAAACAACAACAACAACAACAACAACUAGAAUGUCGUUCCAAAACAAAAACAAAAAAGUCAGUGUAGUGUUUCCAAGCGCCAAAGCGACUUCGGCCAGGAGUUUCAUUCGGUCCUGUUUCUGGCGGAGGGUGAAGGCGGCUCUGAAUCCGUGUGAAAAGGGCCCUGUGAUGUAUUCGUUUCCCGCGGAUACAACUCUGGGUGCCGGGAAUCGCUCGGACAUCACUUCCCCCUCGUCUGUUUCCAUACAUGCUCAUACAUACAUACAGCUGGGGAGGAGUCGGCGCUCUCUGAUGGCUGGAGACGAGCUGUCAGGCGGGCUCGAUCGUGGGGAGAUAGAUUCCUGCUCUGUGUCCAGUGUACUAAUAAAAGUGUCUUAAUGUUGCGAAACAAGAUGCAGUGUGGUAUGAUGUGUGUGUGUGUAUAUAUAUACCGUGUAUAUUGACUGCCCUAAAUUGGAAACGAAAAAAGAUGUAAAUACUAUCCAGCAGUAAAUAUAUAAUUUAACAAGAAAAAAAAA
This is a messenger RNA of Lepisosteus oculatus (spotted gar), 7000 nucleotides long. Lineage: Eukaryota; Metazoa; Chordata; Actinopteri; Semionotiformes; Lepisosteidae. The record is from RefSeq and is a predicted model, not a curated record.